Delphinapterus leucas (beluga whale) is the source of this 687-nucleotide messenger RNA. NCBI's taxonomy places the organism in Eukaryota, Metazoa, Chordata, Mammalia, Artiodactyla, Monodontidae. The record is from RefSeq and is a predicted model, not a curated record.
GUUCAUCUCGGCACCAGACCUAAGGCGGUUCAACAUAAUACGCUUGCCCUAAAGAGCUCCAGAUGCCAAGAAUUGGCAAAUUACAACUUUGGUUUCCGUGGGUGGUCAAAAAGGAUCAUCAAGCUUCAGGAUCUUUCUAACCUUGAAAAAAGGGAAAAUACAGAUAUUGUGACACCACUUCAGAAGCAAAGCCUGAAGUUCUUCUGUGCUUUAGAGGUGGUGUUGCCCUCCCACGAGUGCAGGAGUCCUGGAGUUGGCAUGGCUGAGGAACCUUUGGAUAAGCUGGAGGAAGGUCUGCUUUCCAGGUCAUUAUCAUUCCUUAUGGGAAGGAAGGUAACUCAGAAGCUUUCUAUUCAGAAAGCUAUGACAGAUGCCUUCCAGAAAUUGCUGAAUGUGGUUUUAGGUAAGACCUUUUUGAUUGUCCUUGAAGUACUUCAGUUUUAGUGAGCAAAUAAACUUAUGUGAAAAGUGAAUUGGAUGAAAAUAAUGGUUAUCUAAAACAUUACAUAUUCUUUCAUUCACCAGAUGCUUUCACAGCAGCAGUCUUACAUUUGUUCUUUGCGGCAUUUAUGAGAAGAACGACAGCACAUAUUAUUGUCCCCAGUGUUUAGAUGUAGAAUGACUGGCCUCAGUUCAUACAGAAAGUGUUUGAUCCAGUUCUUCCUCAAUUGCUUGCUUCUCAUACAG